Messenger RNA from Debaryomyces fabryi, 407 nucleotides. RefSeq lists its product as uncharacterized. The transcript has a single exon. Lineage: Eukaryota; Fungi; Ascomycota; Pichiomycetes; Serinales; Debaryomycetaceae. The annotation marks the transcript as partial. The record is from RefSeq and is a predicted model, not a curated record.
AUGGAUAACUUAUUGAAUCAAAAAUACCAUGAUACUGUAUUACUCGCCCCUGGAAAUUCUGUCGAUAUAGAGACUCCCACCAUCAAUAUUGACACAAACCAAGAAAAUAACGGUAUUAAUAGCUCAAAUGUUGAAGAGGCAAGGAUUUACCUCUCACAGUUGAGACUUAAUAAUGCGCCUGAGGAUGAACAACGUCAAGGAGAAAUAUAUCUAUCAAAAUUGCAGCAGCAGGCUGCGGAAAACGAAACUGGGACCAAUCUACAUCACCAAAGAUUAAGGGAAUCUACAAUUGAAAUAAGACAAAAUGUUGACCUUCUUAAUCUGUAUCUUUUGCUUGACGAACAUGGACAACCACAUGAAGCACACAAUGUAAAUUUUGAUCUUGGAAACCCUGCACUUAAUCAAAU